AUGAGACUGGGUGGCAGAUCACGGUUUGCCGAUCAAGGCUUGUUGCCGCUGAUCGCAGUACUUGCCCUGACGAUCUUCUGGGUUCCAGUGUGGGCUGAUCAUGCUCAAAUCCAUCACAAUCAUCUUCAUCAUAGUCAUCUCCAUCAUAAGCGUGGCAAUGCGAGCGCAACCGGUCAUGGCAAUGCGCUCGAAAUGGUACAAAAUGCACUUGCGGUCUUGAAAGAAGUCAACAAAGAUCGAACGGAGAAUCCCAAUUUCAACAAAGAUACCUUUUCUGAAUCCCGCAAGGGCGCAAGGGCAACUGCUAAGCCUUUGGACUACAGCCCCGAGUCUGUGAAGACUGCCCAUCUUCAAACAAGAGACUCUUCAUCGAAUAAAACGAGCGGAAACAGUCCUUACGUGAUUCCACCUGAGCUGGCUAAGGCUGCUCGCAUUGUCGCUGAAUCCACCGUCAACAAACCGACCGGUGAUCAGCCUCAGGUUGCAGCUAAUAUUCGAGAGAAGUACGGCAAAGGCCGCAGACACUCCAAUACACCCGCCCAGGCCCUGGUUAGACCAAAUGGACUCUAUGGCUACAGUGCAUUUGAAAGUGGUGAUGAGACUGGUGACAUAAGUGACAACAAGACUGCCAAAGCGACGCUCAACAAGCGUGAUGAUGCUUCCGAGUACUGGAUGGCCACAGUGGACCAGACAGGUCAAAGUCCAUUCGCACCCAGCGGCUACAAGGUUUGGAGAAAUGUCAAAGACUAUGGCGCUGUUGGUGACGGAGUCACAGACGACACAGCGGCCAUCAACCGUGCUAUCUCCGAGGGAGGAAGAUGUGGCCCUGACUGCGGCUCCAGCACCAUCUAUCCUGCUACAGUUUGGUUCCCCAAAGGCACCUACCUUGUCAGCUCUCCGUUGAUUCAAUACUAUAAUACGGAGUUCCUGGGAGACCCGAUCAAUGUGCCAACUAUCCUGGCAGCCUCGAGCUUCGUCGGUCUGGGUGUCAUCACUUCCGAUGUCUAUGUCAGUGAUGACGAGCAGUGGUAUGUCAAUCAAAACAAUUUCCUGCGCAGUGUGAGGAAUUUCAAGAUCGACAUUCGUCAAACGGACACCUCGGCCUAUAUUUGUGCCAUUCACUGGCAGGUUGCUCAGGGAACCUCUCUGGAGAACAUCGAGUUCUACAUGGUGUAUAACUCGGAUGUUCCGAGCAAUACACAGCAGGGAAUUUAUAUGGAGAACGGCUCGGGUGGUUUCCUCGCAGACCUCACCUUUGUGGGAGGCAACUUUGGUGCAUACUUUGGAAACCAACAAUUCACUUCAAGCCAGCUUGUCUUUGUCCAGUGUAAUACAGCCCUUCAGGUUCACUGGGACUGGGCAUGGACUAUGCAGGACUAUGUCAUUGAGUCUUGUACAAAUGGUUUGACCAUCGUCGGAGGGGCUGGCGGCGCCCAGGGCACCGGUCAAGGUGUUGGCUCUCUCGUUUUGGCCGAUGCCAUCAUUGCAAACACGCCAAAUGGUAUCAUCACGUCUCUCUAUGCCGAAAACUCGACAUCCCUGCUUUUGAAAAACGUCGGCUUUUUCAAUGUCAAAACAGCCAUCACAGAUGACGUCAAAGGCCAAGUUCUUCUAGCAGGUGGUGAUGAGGUUCUCAAGGAUGCCUGGGGAUUCGGGAGGGUCACCAACGCCGAAGGCACAGGAUCCUUUGUGUCUGGUGCAGACAUCACUACCGGAUCCAUGAACAAGAAGCUGCUUGGAACCCAAGCUUACGUCAAGUCUAAUCUUUUUACCCGCCGACGACCUCAAUAUGAGGAUGUUAAGGCAAGUGAUAUUAUCAAUGUUCAAACUUUCGGCGCAAAGGGUGAUGGCAGUACUGAUGACACCGUUAUACUCAACUCUGUCCUCUCCUACGCCGCCAACCUUUCUUCGAUUGUCUACUUCCCCUUCGGAGUAUACAUGAUUCAGGAUACACUGAAGGUUCCCGUCGGCUCCCGCAUCAUCGGACAAGCUUGGUCUCAAAUCAUGGCAACAGGAAAAAAAUUUGAGGAUAUUGACAAUCCGCAUGUGGCUGUCCAGGUGGGAGUUGAGGACGAUGUUGGUAUUGUUGAGAUUCAGGACAUGCUUUUCACUGUUUCGGGCCCCACUGCUGGCGCAAUUCUCGUGCAGUGGAACGUUGCCGAGUCCGUCCAAGGAUCAGCUGCAAUGUGGGACUCUCAUAUUCGUAUUGGCGGAGCCAUUGGAUCCAAACUACAGAAGUCCGAAUGUCCUAAUCAGUCAGGCAAAGUCAAACCUGCUUGCGUCGCGGCAUCUCUUCUCCUUCAUCUCACACCUUCGUCCAACGCCUAUCUCGAGAACAUCUGGGUUUGGGUCGCAGAUCACGAUAUGGAUGUGACUACCCAAGAUCAAAUCGAUGUUUUUGCAGGCCGUGGUAUUCUAAUUGAGAGUAAGCUCGCGUGGCUAUAUGGCACGGCCUCGGAGCAUUGCACACUUUAUCAGUAUCAGCUUUCUGGUGCAAGCAACAUUCUCAUGGGAAUGAUUCAAACAGAGUCACCAUACUACCAACCUGUUCCCCAGGCUCCUAGUCCAUUCACACCGGGCUCAUUCCCCAAUGACCCAUUAUUCAAGAAUUGUGAUUCAAGCUCUGCUGCAUGUGCCUUUUCUUGGGCUGUGCGUAUCAUAGAUUCAACUUCUAUCUGGGUUUUGGGUAGCGGUCUGUACAGUUGGUAUUCAGAUUAUUCUCAAAAAUGUCUCGAUACAAAGGAUUGCCAGCAACGCGGGUUCGAGAUUGAGCAAAGUCAUGAUCUUUGGAUUUACAACCUCUGUACCAGGGCAAUUGUGGAAAUGGUCACCCCCUUCCAAGGUGUGCCGACAUACGCCAAGGACAAUGUCAACGGGCUUCUUUCUUCAAUUCUCGUCUGGAUUGGUGGUUUGGAUACGACUAUUGGCCAGCGUAAAUUCGACGGCUUUUCUAUCUACAGUUCUGACAGCCUGGAGAAGAUUGAUCUUCCGGACACUUGCAAAACUUCACUGACAGCAAAUAUCAAGUGUGAAACAUACCUUGAGAGCAUGAUGUCUCGCAAAUGGCAUGGCUCGUUGAACAAUGACACCCUGACGGACCUUGUCUGCGACACUAGCUGCGGCGAGAGCCUGAGUGAGUGGUUCGGGGCUGUGCAAACUAACUGCGGCGGAUAUAACAUCAGCGGCUCUCCUCCAGAGCUGUAUGGUGGCCGUAUCUGGGCCGGUUACAAUGAAACUUGCAGCAAAGAUAAAGCCACAGACAAAUACUGCAAUGACGUUAUCAGUGAUUUCACUUUGGUUCAAAGCACCGCGGAUAUGCCUAAAAACGAAGCUUGCUCUUACUGCUACACAACUCGUCUCCAGAUGAUGCAACAGACGCCUUACUCGAUGUACGACGACUAUUAUCAAGAGGUCCUAGUAGAACUGAAUAGCCGAUGCGGCCUCUCCGGUCCUACCGACAUCCUUGAAAUUACCUGGGGGACCAUCGAGGAGGAAGACGAGUUCUGUCUCUCGGAGAACUACUACACAACAGUCGAAGGAGACAACUGCACAUCCAUCGCAGCGGCAAACAAGGUCUCAUCCGCGUCACUCUACAUGGGUAACCAGGAGAAAAUUGUGGAUUGCUUCUCCAUGAAAGCAGGGCUCAAGCUUUGUCUUCCUUUGACUUGCGAAGACACAUACUCCCUCGAGCCAACAAACAAUUGCACCACAAUCGAGUACUCUUACUCGCUUUCAACUGGGGAUCUCCGCAAAUACAACCCUUGGAUCUCCUUCGACUGUGACAAUCUGCAAAUUGCCAGCAAGAUUUACGGCAUGAAUCUUUGUCUAUCGGCACCCGGUGGUGCGCACUCCAGUGGAACGGCCGGUACAGGGUCAACUACUCCCAGCAAAUCAAAUGGGUAUAGCGAGGCCUGGGCUGCCCCGCCGACGAACGCGACUGUGGCCGAGGGAACAACCCUCAAUUGUGGAAGAUGGCAUGAGGCUGCUGCCAAUGAAACCUGUGUUGGAAUUUGUGCCCAGGAAAGUAUCACACAUGCUUUGUUCGUGGCCGUCAACCCGUCACUUGAUGAUUCUCGAUGCUCGGAGACGUUGCAAACGGGCAAGACUUACUGUGCUGGUCCGUUGUACUUGUGGGAUGAUGAUACGGAGACUUCUACUAGUAGUAGUGCCAGUGAAUCGGCUUCAUCAACUUCGGCUGUUUAG
Molecule: messenger RNA, 4203 nt
Organism: Penicillium antarcticum
Lineage: Eukaryota; Fungi; Ascomycota; Eurotiomycetes; Eurotiales; Aspergillaceae
Product: glycoside hydrolase family 55 protein
Exons: 6
Coding region: 1-4203 (1400 amino acids)
Source: RefSeq, a predicted model, not a curated record